Molecule: messenger RNA, 782 nt
Organism: Sinocyclocheilus grahami
Lineage: Eukaryota; Metazoa; Chordata; Actinopteri; Cypriniformes; Cyprinidae
Product: CD9 antigen-like
Exons: 8
Coding region: 111-782 (223 amino acids)
Cellular component (GO): plasma membrane
Source: RefSeq, a predicted model, not a curated record
UCCUUUAUUACCAUAUGUGCACGCACAGCAAGAGAGAGCGCAAGAGAGAAGCAGCACACGAGCGCUCCUCAACUCCUAAUUACUGAGCAAGAGAAAUCAAUCGGUUCGCCAUGGACGGCUGUGCGCAGAUGUGUAAAUGUUUCCUGAUCCUGUUUAACAUCCUCUUCGCUCUGGUGGGGCUCGGUCUGGUGGCUCUGGGAAUGUGGCUCCGGUUCGGCGCGGAGACCCGAGGCUUCUUCGACAUCGAUCUGCACACCACACAGUUCAACAUCGGAGUGAUGGUGCUGGUGGUCACGGGGGUCCUGAUGCUGCUGGUGGCCAUCAUCGGUGACUGCGGCGCCUGCAACAACAGCAAACCAGCUCUCGGCGUGUUUUCUGGCCUGCUGACCGUUCUGAUCAUCAUUGAAAUCACAGCCGGUGUGAUGGCCUUCAUGUGGAGCGACAGGGUGUCAGAUGAGUUGGUGAACUUCUAUGCCACCAUCUACGCUCAGUAUCUCAACACCAGGAGCCCCGCUCAAGCCGUCACCCUCGAAUUGUUCAACAAUGCUUUUGAUUGCUGCGGUGUCGGUGGACCGAUUGAGAUGUUUGUGCGAGACACCUGUCCAAAAGGCAGCUUUCUGCAGAAGCUGAUGUAUUCUAGCUGUCCCAGCGUGAUCAAGGACGUGUUCCACUCGAACGCUCCGCUGGUGUUGGGAGGGUUUCUGGGGACGGCAGGAAUCAUGGUGAGUCCGUCUGGAGCUCUGCAACGUUCACACAGCGACAUUCUAAAAUACUCAACGUGA